This is a messenger RNA of Leucoraja erinaceus (little skate), 8801 nucleotides long. RefSeq names its product von Willebrand factor D and EGF domain-containing protein. Gene Ontology annotation, molecular function: signaling receptor binding; calcium ion binding. Gene Ontology annotation, cellular component: extracellular region; cell surface. Gene Ontology annotation, biological process: anatomical structure development. The transcript has 31 exons. The record is from RefSeq and is a predicted model, not a curated record. Bases 330 to 5819 code for a protein of 1829 amino acids. Lineage: Eukaryota; Metazoa; Chordata; Chondrichthyes; Rajiformes; Rajidae.
AAUUAAUAUGUUGAGGUGUAACUAACCAUGGUAAAGCUGUGUGAAAUAUUCUGCAUUUUAAAUAGGUUUUUUUCCUACAUCUGUCACUGAAGAUUUUUAUGGGCUGGACAGAGGAGCACGCUUUUCCUGUGUCGAAAUGCUAAUGUGGGAUUGUUGUGAGCCCUCUGCAGGAUUAUUGCGAUUUGACACCAGCCUGGAUUGCAUGGCGCCGACUGACUGCACUCGCUGACUUUCUGCAGCCUUUAAUUUGAUGGGAUCCUGCGUGGAAUCAACAAGGACUCCGCGGUUCGUGGGGAAUAGCGUGGCGCUAAUGAAAGGCUGAAUUCACCAUGGAUCUCUUGUCUACCUUCUAUCUGCCAAAACUAUCUGGUCACUGUCAACUCUUUGGGCUUUUCCUUCUCAACGUGUAUAUAUCUUCUGCGCAAUUUGCCCCAGAAUGCUACCCAGGAGGAUAUCAGGUUCUGUGGAACCCUUACCGCAGUGUUCAUUUUGAUUCUAUUGAGCUUCAGCAAUUUGCAAUCCAAAACCUCAUAUGUGAUCAUUCCUUGACGCCUGGAUGGUAUCGCUUCAUGAUUGGGGACAGGCCAGCCGAAAUGCCAACAAAAUGUAUAGAAAUGAAUAAGUGUGGCACACAAGCUCCCAUUUGGCUUUCUCUUGAAGAUUCUAACUCAUUGCCUCAACGUGGUGAGAUGAAGAAAUUAACUGCCUGUGCUACAUGGCAGUUCUUCUCAGGCAGCACCAAAGACUGUUGUUUAUUUCGCAUCCCCGUCUCUCUGAGGAACUGUGGAGACUUCUUUGUUUAUUAUCUUCAACCUACUCAGGGAUGCAUGGGUUACUGUGCCGUUGAAGCCAUUACAGAAACAAAAUCAACACCCUGUGCUCCAGGAGGAGUGGUAAUAGAUGGAACUUGUCGAGCCAGGCUUCCCGAUCUGCCUAACAAACCACUGAUUACCCCUGAGUUAGUUGGCACCAGCAUCCAUCUAAAGUGCACUUAUGUGAGCCUUGCCAUAAAUGGCAGCAUGGGAUAUGUGGUGGUGUGGUCCCGGAUUUCCCCACUUCACAUGAAGCAAGAAGUAAAGAGGGACACAACCCGACAGAUGUUCUCAUUUGUGGAUAUGGAUGGCACUUCUUUGAAGCUGGGGGACACGGUUUACUGCAGUGUAUCAACCUUCUUGCAGGACUCUCCAGGUAUACGCAGCCUGCCCAAGAAUAGUGAGCCAUUUUUUGCUGGUAUUAAGUUCGAGCCAGAAUCUUUGCACAUUGCAGAAGAUGGAAAGGAGCAUUCUCUGUCUAUCCAAAGUACUGUCCCGAUCUCUUGCCUGGAAGACACUCAGCAUCUAAAUAAUUGUAAAUUAACCUUGCAGCUAACUAUCAAUGAUUCAGACAGUCAGAGUUCCGCACCUCUAAAUGUAGCACUGUCAUCAUGCCAGGUGGAUUUAGUGCUGAUGCCUUGUGUGGCUGGGAGCUGUGCUAGAAGUACUUUGUCUGUUAUAGCUGUGACAGACUUUGCCCGAGAUGGAAAUCGAGUCAGCAAUAUCAGGAUUGAGCCUAUUAAAUCAAACAAUUUCUUGUGGCAUGGUUAUAUCCCAAAUAUCAUGAAGGUAACUGUGAAAGAUAUCCCGACAGGUCACUGCUAUUCCUUCACUGAUCCACAUAUUAUUACAUUUGAUGGAAGAGGUUAUGACAACCAGAAAACAGGCACUUUUGUGAUGUAUAAAAGCCUUUUGCGAGAAUUUGAGGUUCACGUCCGGCAGUGGGACUGUGGCAGUCGGUAUUAUGCUGUGUCCUGUAACUGUGGAGUCGUUGCCAGGGAAGGCGAUGAUAUCAUUGCAUUUGAUAUGUGCAAUGGGCAGUUUCAGGAGACUCGGCCUCGUUUAUCAGUCAAAAGCAGUGGAACAGAACCUCAUCACGUCAAAAUAAUGGAUGCACACCAGGGGAAGAAAAUCACUAUCAUGUUUCCAUCGGGGGCAUUUAUCCGUGCAGAUGUAAGCGACUGGGGAAUGAGCAUAACAGUGCGGGCACCCAGCGUUGAUUUUAACAACACUAGAGGUCUCUGUGGGAUAUUUGAUCGAAAUAGUAAUAAUGACUUCCAUAGUGCAGAUGGGAAUCCAAUGACAGCUGCCCAAUGGAAUAAUGACCCCAAUGAUUUCAUCGAGGAAUGGAGAAUACAUUCAGGGGAAAGUUUGUUUGACAAGAUACCGAGCCCCUCUGUGAGAAAGAAAAGAAGAAAUUACUGCAAGUGCCAGAAAGAAUAUACAAUGUCCCUUCAUUCAGUGAACAAGUUGGCCUCUGGAUAUGGCCAUUCUCAUCCAUCGUCUCGUUGCUACGCAUAUGAAAAUGUGGAUUAUACGUCAUUAAUUCCUUUCUUGGAUGUUACUGCAGAAUACAUAAACAAUCCCGAACUAUCGUUGUUCAGAAAACGUGACAUAAUCCAGUCUUCUCAAAGGUCAACUGGACAUACGGCCUUGCUGAAAUAUAUUCAAUCACAUGGCCCCAAAGAAAUCACCACAAAAGUCAAGUCACUUACUGGUCGGUCAGUGGGAUAUUCCAGAUGGCCACACAUAAUUGAUUUUACUGAACCAGGGGUUACGCUGGAUAGAAUGAAAAGGCAGGCUUUCUACGAGUAUUUACCAACAUUCACAUUCCAGAGCCUAAGCCAGAGCGAUUUAGAAAGCCUUACUUACUUUUUCCCAGAAGACCAUUUGUCUAGCAAUCGACCUAACGUGCAGCCAAAAUGGCCAACUCCAAGUGGACUGACAUCAGCCAAAGCUCUAGAGGUAUGCCAACACGCCCUAAGAAACUCCACUAUUGGUGUAGCGUGUCAAGACCUUCUGGGAAGAAGACUUAUUGAGGCUGUGAAUCUGUGUAUUUCAGACCUGCAGCUUAAGGACGAUCUUGCUUGGGAGGAAGGGAUGCGGGCUUUCCUUGACAAUGAAUGUGAAAGAAAACUUUUGGAAAAUAGGGUUAAAUGGUCCCACGGAACAAAUGGUCCACGUGUUAAAGAGAUUAUUACAGCUCUCCGUUGUCCUAACUCAUGUAGUAACAGUGGACAUUGUACAACGUGGGGUUGCCAAUGCUUUGCCAAAUACAGCUCCUAUGACUGCAGCAUUUCCAAUGCUCGGCCUCCUGAGAUUACUGAUUUGGAGAAUAAUGGCCUCUGUGAUAUUCGAAUCUACGAAUGCAAUAGUAUCCGAGUAUUUGGCCUGGGCUUCAGGGACUCUCCGCAUCUCCGGUGUGAAGUUAUCAGCUUGGCGUGUAUAAAUAAUGAAUGGGUACCAGGAGCUAAGCAUACAACAAAAGCAGAGUUCCUUAGCACCAAAGCAGUUGAUUGCCCAAUUCCAGCCUUAACAACUACGGAAACUGAGACUGUGGACUUCAUGUUUUCAGACAAACCAUUUGCCAGGUGGCAAGUAAAGAUUACAAAUGAUGGAUCCUUGUUCAGUGAUUCGAAGGUUUUGACACUUUAUGAUGGAGUUUGCCAGAUCUGUGAUAACAUUCCGACUGGACUUUGUAAGUUGAAGGAAAAAACGUGCAAUAUAGGUGGACUGUGUUAUGGGGAAGGAGACCUAAAUCCAACAAGCCUUUGUUUGCUGUGCAACCCAAACAUAUCCAAGUUCACCUGGUCUAUUAAUGAAAACAAUCAACCACCAAUUUAUCAAGAGUCUACCACCAAGCUCCAGACAUUUUUCGGUGAAAAUUUUGUGUACCAGUUCACAGCAGUGGAUCCAGAAGGGUCAGCUGUACUAUUCUCACUGGAGUCUGCACCAGAGAAUGCCAGUCUGUUACCUGCUGGACUUCUGAUCUGGAAAGUGAAUUCCCAAAAUUCAGGCAGAUUUGACUUUACCGUGUCUGAUGAGUGUAAUGCACAAAGCACAUAUUCUGUUCAGGUUGCAGUGAAAUCGUGUGGCUGCAUAAAUGGCGGAACAUGUGGCACAGAUAUCAAUUUCCCCCCAGGAAGUGGUGAAUACCACUGUGUGUGUCCUGUCGGUUUUGAAGGGGAGUUUUGUCAAGAAAAUGUAGAUGACUGCAAAUCAAAUCCAUGCGGUGUGGGCACCUGCAUAGAUAAUAUCAACAGCUACUCCUGUAGAUGUCCAGCUGGUCUUACAGGACUUACAUGUCAAGAAGAUGUUAAUGAAUGUAAGAAAGCACUGUGUUUUCCCGGCGUCCCUUGUUUCAAUAGCUUUGGAUCAUAUAAAUGUGGAAACUGCCCAGGCAAGAUGAAGAGUGAUGGCCGAUCUUGCAAAGGCUUAACCAACAGUCUACGGCGCAUAAUUACUUGUGCAAAUAAACCCUGCUUCCCAGGAGUUCAAUGUUUUGAUCGGAAGCCACCUUAUGUUGGUUUUGCAUGUGGCCGCUGUCCUGCUGGAUUAUUUGGCACGGGGCGGACAUGCAUGAAGAUUCCACGGUUUGUCACCCCACAUGUUGCAUCCAAAUUUCAGCAUCAUUGGGCCGCUACCACAAGACCAAGCGACCUGCCAGCGGGUAGCCAGAAAACUACUCUUGGACAUGUUCCUGUGUCUGGCAGACCCACAAUGGAGAAAGUAGUUACAAUAGCCAAAGCACCUCCAAUUCUCAAGACAGAUAGGCCCUAUGCUGCUUUGAGCUUAUCUCCUUCCAUUUCAUCCAUCUCAUAUGGCACUGGCACUCCUGCCAUGAGUUCUCGGACUAUAUCUCAGCUGACUGCCCAUCCCAAAGCUCCACAAAAAAACACCACUUUUUGGCGACCUGUCACCUCAUCACUGCGGGCUGUAACAGCAUCUCAAGCUCUUUCCAUUACUCACAUUGGUAACGAGUUGAUUCCUACUGAAAGAAAGGUCACCUGUGCUGACAUGCCUUGCUUUAAUGGAGUCCCAUGUGAGCCAACACAGUUUGGAAGCUUUAAAUGUGGACAGUGCCCUUUUGGAUACACUGGUGAUGGAGUAACAUGUAAAGCUAUAUGCAGGUAUCCCUGUGGAAAGAAUAUGGAAUGUGCAGCUCCCAACACAUGUCGCUGUAAGCCUGGCUACACUGGGUAUAAUUGUCAUAUAGCAAUCUGUCGACCUGACUGCAAAAACAGAGGAAAGUGUAUUAAACCAGAUAAGUGUGAGUGCCCCCCAGGAUACAAUGGCCUGACCUGUGAAGACGCCUUCUGCAUUCCAGCUUGUGAGCAUGGUGGGUCAUGUAUUACCAGAAAUACCUGCUCCUGCCUGUAUGGAUUUGUGGGACCAAGAUGUGAAACAUUGGUUUGCAAUAGACAUUGUCAAAAUGGUGGAAGAUGCACUUCACCAGAUGUGUGCAAGUGUAAAGCUGGGUGGACAGGACCCUCAUGUGAAACAGCUGUUUGCUCCCCCAUGUGCCUCAAUGGUGGCAUCUGUGUUCGGCAGAAUGUGUGUAUCUGUCCUCAUGGUUUCUAUGGACUGCAGUGUCAGAAUGCCGUUUGCAAUCCCCCCUGUAAGAAUGGCGGCCAGUGUAUGAGAAACAAUUUAUGCUCCUGUCCUGAAGGCUAUACAGGACGAAGGUGUCAACAGAGUGUCUGUGAGCCAUUGUGUAUGAACAGAGGGAAGUGUGUGAGUCCGGGUAGUUGUGACUGUCCAUCAGCGUGGAAAGGGAAAAGAUGUAACCAACCGAUCUGUCUACAGAAAUGCCAGAAUGGUGGAGAAUGCAUGGGACCAAGUACCUGUCACUGUCGGGCAGGCUGGGAAGGAAUGUUGUGUCAGAUCCCUAUCUGUGAGCAGAAAUGUUUGUUUGGAAGUAAAUGCAUCAGGCCGAAUGUGUGUGCCUGCAGGAGAGGAUACAUAGGAUUAGGCUGUGCAAGAAAGCUUCCAGUAGGACGUGGAUGAUAAGGUGAAAGUGUUACAACCGGUUUUUCUGACCUGUGAGCAGUUAUCACAGUGGAUCACGCAAUCACAGAGCUGCGUGGUGAAAUGAUGUGAGGAAUGCGUCACGGCCCGUAUAUUUUCACAUCAAUACAUCUUAAAGAAGUGAUUUUAACCUUCCCCGAAAAAUUAUAUUGCCAUAUAACUGAAAUGUUAAUUGCAGGAAACAAAGAUGUUGCUGUAAGUUAUUGCAUAAUUUAUAUAUAAUCAAUUAAAUAUAUUUUGAAGUCAUUUUACAGGAUGGUAGACUGUACCUUUUUGGUCACAGUGUUCCCCUGUAGUUUGACUACCUCAUGGGCAUGAAAGCUUGUUUUCUCAUGGGACCUACGCUCUCUGCUAAGACAGUUAAAGUUCACACUGCAGUGUUUGCAAGCUGAAUCUCACAGCAUAUACAGUUGACUACAGUUAUGUAUUGCAACAUCACGCUAUUCUCUGCUUUUAUUUCAAUGGUGCUAAUAUUUUGGAACCCCUUGCUGAUGUUUACUCCAAUUGGGAAAAAAAUAAUAUUGUGGUGAAAGUCCAUGUUUUGUCAUUCUCAUUGCGUGUAUUGCUAACGUAAAAUUUAGAGAUUGUUAAUUCUCAUCGCACAACUCUAUAAUUUGGCCACAAUUGACAAUUAGAGAUAGAAAGAUGAUUAAUAGGGCAAAUUGGAAUGUCUGAAUUAAUAAAGAGUGAUGAAUAUAAGAUUAACCUAUUGUUGCACAGUUUUGCAUCUUCGCCAUGUCUCCGUUUGUCCAGGAAUGCGCAGUUCUGAAAUAAUUGCUACAGUGCAAAAUGUUCCUCUCCCUACUACUGACGUUCCUCAGUUUAAUGUGAGCAAAAAAAUGUUCAUGAAAACUAAGUCCCUGUACUCGCUGAUUGCAGUUGAUUCUUUGAAGAAAGCAAUUGUAUAUGGCAAGUGAGGAUAAAUAAAUUUUCAUUGGAGCCUUGGAAUCCUUUUGAGAUGCAAGUAAGAUUAAAUAUUUGCGUCAGAUUAAAAUCAAUUUCUAACAAAUGUAAACACAAUAAUGCAUAUAAUAUAAAUCACAAUAUAAAUCAAAACAUCUUUUUUUGAAUUAUUCCUCUUAAAAUAUCAUAACCCUUUUAUAGCCGUAUAUUUGAUAGAAAAGGAGCAAGAAAAAUACUGCAGUUGGAACAAUUAAGUACAUUUUUUGAAGAGCCAACACAGGCAUAAUAAACAACAAUAAACACUGCGAUUGUAAUAUUCAAUCAAUUGGUAAUCUCAAGCCAAAUUUUAUGCGCAGUUUCAUACAAGGCCUAGUUAUUUCUAGUCUGAAUUAAAGGAACAUAUAACUUACAUUGGGUCUCAUAAUAGCAAUGCAGGUCAUAGAGAGACAUCAGAGUGGAUGUAGGAUGAUGUUAAUUCUCCAUCCCUCUCAGAACUGCCUGUCUGUGGCCUGUAUUUUUAUAAGAAGUCCUAAUGUAAGCUUGAAGAACAGCAGCACAUCUACCACUGCGCUUUGUUGGAGCAUUCUAGACUCAGUCAAAUUCAACAAUUACAAAUACCUUUUCAUAUCAGAUCAGCCCUGUUCAAUUGUGGGUUAUCCAUCUCUAAAACAUAUGUAGACACAAAAUGCUGGAGUAACUCAGCGGGACAGGCGGCAUCUCUGGAAAGAAGGAAUGGGCGACGUUUCGUGUCGAGACCCUUCUUCAGACUUAUACUUACCUGUUCUUUCUGCACCUGCAUUGACUUGAUAUACAGGCCAUUUCCUACAGCUCUGGCCUUCAUUUCACAGGUUUUACAAUCAACCAGAUUGUUUCAUGAACAAUUUAUUACCCCAGCACACAUGGCGAUCAAAAAUAUUUCCUGAAUCUUCAUCCUCUCUGUAAUUAAUACGGACUUGGCCUGCUCCUUCUCUAGACCUACUUGCCUGUGUGGAUUUAUUAUCUGCCAGGCUUUGUCCUGUUCUACCUCUCUUCCAGCUUUCUUUGGACCCCCCCCCCCCCCCACCCAAAUUACAAUCAGUCUUAAGAAGAGUCCCAACCUGAAAGUCAGCGGGAACGGCAGCCUGUGUUUUCCUGAGAUGUUGCCUACUCCAGCACACUGUCUUCUUUUGUAAACCAGCAUUGCAAUUCCUUGUUUCUUAUUUGCUUUCUUUAUUUCCUAAUUGCAAACAAGGGUCUUUGAUCUAGAACGUUAACUCUUUCCACAGAUGCUGCUUGACCCGCUGAAUGUUUCCGACAUUUUCAGUUUUUAUUUCAGAUUUCUAACAACUGCAAUCUUUUGAUUUUCAUUCAACUGCACAAAGUCUAAUUUUAAAUUUAGCCUUUCACUUUUGUUUCUGACAAAAAAAACAUUUGUUUCCAUUAAUUUAUGCAAAUGUGAAGUAUGGGUGCUUACAAAUCUGUCACUAGCCACAAGUCUGAGACACUGAAUAAAAGGAAUAUUGGCAACUCCUUAUAAAGUAACAUGACAUAAAGUGUAAUAUUAAAAACAAAUCUGAAUAAUGUAGAGCAACAGCAUUGCUAUGCUGAGUUUUCCCCCAAUAAAAAAAAAAUGCUAUUUUUUAAAAUUUACAUUGAAACUGUCUACAUAGUUUGUUACACUAGGAGAAUUGGAAACAAGCUCUAAUUGUAUCCUAGUGUUCAGCUUACAUUUAAUCAGAGCAGAAAAUUGCACAAUGUUAUAAAUUUAAUGGUCAAUCCAUCAAUAUUCAGCAGCAACUGUGGAGACUAAAACAAUGCAUGGACAUUUCUUUUCCAUAUUUUCCACUUUUAUAACAAACUAACUUAUUGGUUUAAUGAAAAUAUUCAUUAUGAAAAUGUUUUGUACAAUUUGCUGAUGUACAGUAUAUAAAACAAGAAAUUGAAUAUAUCCAUAUCAUAAUGUUUAAACCCAAAUUUGUAAUAUUUCUAGUUAAGUUGUGAAAAAUAAUAUUGAGUUGUGAUGUAUAUAGACAGUGCUCAAAUGGAUUUACCAUACAUAUAAUUAUAUAAAAGGUUCAU